AUGAAGGUCCACGUUGUGUCCAAGGUAGACAACAAUAUACACGCAGUCACGAGGCUCGAUCAAUCAUCGUAUGAACAACAGAUCCUCCUUGCAUCAAGUGUGCGCGUUCAGCCACUCCUCAUCACCCUUAGCUCAAACAAUCUCAGUUAUGCCCGUGGCGGGGACCUGCUACGCUGGUGGGAUACCUAUCCUGUCCCUGCAGAACUCCCCCAGCCAUACAACGACCAAAAGUCCUGGGGCAUCGUCCCAGCAUGGGGUUACGGCUUGGUCGUAGAAUCAACAACAAAUAUCGCCCCAGGAACAAUCCUAUGGGGGUUUUGGCCGACCGCAAGCAUGACCGUCACGCUCAAACUCGAACCAUGUGAGCCAAAGGGCUUCUGGACCGAGGUCAGCGAGUCCCGACAGCGGCUUAUGACAAUCUAUAACAGCUACUCAGAGGAACUCAAGAUUAAGAUCCCCGAGUCUAUAUUCGAGACGAGAGACUGGACUAAACUCUCGUCCCUUGUUGAUGAAGAUACCCUGAAGCGUUUGUCGUGGAUAUCGGUCUUCCGUCCUACCUGGCAAACUGGAUAUCUCCUCAGUCGCCACACGUUUACUUCGAACCCGACAGUCCGCCCACCGAUUCACCCUUUGGGUAUCAAUCUCCCCUGGACAGGCGCGGACGCGGAUAUUUCUGCCGCUGUCGUUGUCAGUCUCGCUGCGUCGAGCAAGACUGCCCGCUCAUUUGCGUAUCACAUGUUCCGCAGGGAUGCUGUGAAGGAGGGACCCGUGGGUUUGCUCCAGGUGUCACAGAGACCAGAGUUGUUGGAGUCUGUUCCGGGAAAACUAGGUACAGCUAUUCCUGCAAAAGCAAUGGGAUAUGACCAGGUUGGUGAGUCAAUCGAGUGGAUUGGUAGAUUGCGACCGAAAAAGGUUGUGGUUGUUGAUUUUGGCGGACGAGGCGGGGCGCUUGUGCAAUUUAUUGAGGGUAUCCGUGCCCAUUCAAUUCUUACGGAAGUCAAAACGUCGAUUAUCCAGGUUGGUUCAGAGCAAAAGGUUUAUUCCGCCGAUGAAAUCACUGCAAAUCGCGACUCUAUGAAAACAAUGGGCAAGAUCCAAUUCAACACCUCGGGGGUCCGUGAUGCUAUCAUUACACAUACCACUGCGAAAGAUUUCUACGAUCAAGCCCAGCUUGUAUGGGACGAUUGGAUAAGCGUCAGUCAUGACAUCGUGCCUGAUAUCCAGUUAAUGGUCGGCCAUGGGGUCGGCGGCGAGAGAGGCAUUGAGAAGGGAUGGAGCAAGCUAUGUCAAGGGAUGGUAGGUACUGGAGAGGGAUUGGUGUAUAUGAUGUAG
Penicillium waksmanii is the source of this 1332-nucleotide messenger RNA. Its product is annotated as DUF2855 family protein. The transcript has 3 exons. The coding region runs from base 1 to 1332 and encodes 443 amino acids. The record is from RefSeq and is a predicted model, not a curated record. Lineage: Eukaryota; Fungi; Ascomycota; Eurotiomycetes; Eurotiales; Aspergillaceae.